Gastrolobium bilobum is the source of this 770-nucleotide messenger RNA. Its product is annotated as small ribosomal subunit protein bTHXm. The record is from RefSeq and is a predicted model, not a curated record. Lineage: Eukaryota; Viridiplantae; Streptophyta; Magnoliopsida; Fabales; Fabaceae. Gene Ontology annotation, biological process: plastid translation. Gene Ontology annotation, cellular component: ribosome; plastid. The transcript has a single exon. The coding region runs from base 31 to 333 and encodes 100 amino acids.
ACGCAUCAAUCGAAGAGCAAAGAAGUGUGUAUGGCGAGUGGUGCGAGUGUGAUGCAGCGGUGCGGUGUCGCUGCGAGGUGGUUGAUGACGGCGGAGAGGCCAGCAUUAACAGCGGCGUCGACGCCGGCAUUAACAGAAGCGUCGACGCCUGCUCUCGGCUUAGCAGUGCCUCAAUUGUGCGGGCGUGGGGACAAGAAGACGAAGAAAGGGAAGAGAUUCAAGGGAUCGUACGGUAACGCUAGGCCGAAGAAAGAGAAGAUGAUCGAGCGCAUCAAGGAUAAGGUUGAAGUUUCCAGGUCUACUCCUUGGCCUCUUCCUUUCAAGCUCAUUUGAUUUCCGCAUAUCUCUUCCUCUCUGCGUGCAAAUGCUAAAUCUGUUAGUUCUAGUUCUACUUCUAGCUCUUGAAUUUCUAGGGUUUUGUCCUCAUGCGUCGGUGAUCGAUCUAUGUACUUUCAUCAAAGUUUUCUACUGAAUAGUAUUUUAAUUCCGCUGCUGAUUGGGUUUAUUUCCGAAAUUUGCCUUUUAUUUGUUCGGAUAUACACUCAUGCACAAUAAUUCGCGUUUCUUUGGUUUUAAUUUUAUCAUGAAGCAUAUAAGAAGACCAGGUAUGCUUAUAGUUUAAGCCUUUAAGGUAGGUAUAUUAUAUGCUUGUAAAUUUAUAAUAGAUAAGAGAAUUGGCUGUGUUGGUAGGUUAUAUGGUUGUAAACCAGUCUUUCUCACAUAUUUGGAUAGUGCCAUUUGCCGUGGUUUAUGGCUAAAUCCUGAAUCCA